Messenger RNA from Cuscuta epithymum, 3206 nucleotides. Lineage: Eukaryota; Viridiplantae; Streptophyta; Magnoliopsida; Solanales; Convolvulaceae. The record is from the annotation of a GenBank genome assembly.
GUUAUCUUCUUGAUUAAUCUUAGCGCAUUAUAGCAUAUGCUCCCCUACCAACCACUCCACUUCAUCCUCUGAAAGAGCUGCAGAAAAAAGAAAGAAAGAAUAGAAUCCCCAUCUCCUUCAAGUUCUCAGCAAUAAAAAAAAAACUCUGAAACCCCUCCUCCUAUUCCCUUGACAGUGACAUAGCAUCAGACUUAAGAUACACCCUAAAGCUCCAGUCUUUUCCAACUCUUUAAUCUCUGAUACUUGUGCUUACCCAAAAGUAGUACCUACACCUGCUCUGUUUCUUGCAAUGGAGAAAAUUGUGUUUAUGGUCAGCUGUGAGCUAAAGGCUUGUGGUAUAGUGUAGCUUUCUCCAAAGGGUUUUCUGAGCUUCAAUAACUCCCCAGAGCUUUACUGAAAAGCUCUAAGGCUCUUCCGUACCUUCCUUUUUGUCCCUCUCCCUCGUUUGGGAGCUUACUUUCUAUCUCCUUUCUUUCUCGAGAAUGGGUUGCCAGCGUAUGGUUGUGAGGAACUUGGACCCGGAGAGGAAAAGGUCUGGUGGAUUGAGAACCAAACAGGCGGGUCGAGGGUCUUGUAGGGGAAGUUAGACUAUUGGGACUGCACUUGCCGGAAAAAAGAGCAAUGAUUCUUCGCCGGCGCUGACAUCCAUUCAUUUUUUUAUUUUCUAGUUUGUCUCCGGAAUAAAAAAGAAGUUUCGUUCUUCAUAUAUUUAUAUAAUCAUAGACUGCAAAUUGCUAUGGGGUACUUGCUGAAGGAAGUUUUGAAGAUACUUUGUGGAGUCAAUACAUGGUCUUAUGCUGUUUUUUGGAAACUUAGUUGCCAAAAUCCCAAGGUUUUGGUUUGGGAAGAUUGUUACUAUGAACCUGUUAUCUACUCUACCAUCCAAGGUUUUAUCCCUGGGAAUAUGAAUACAGAACCUGCUAUUCAAAACUGGAGUUCUUGCUGGUCCCCAAACAAUGUUUCUCAAACAGGGGAGAAGGUUCAGCUUCUUGUAAACAAGAUGAUGGUAGAAAAUCAGUUCAGUGCUGUAGGUGAAGGGCUUGUUGGAAGGGCUGCUGCUACUGGUUACCAUCAAUGGAUUUUGUCAGAAGGUUAUUGCAGAGAAGCACACCCAGUGGAGGUUCUGAAAGAGCUGUCUUUACAAUUUUCAGCUGGCAUGCAGACAGUAGCAGUUAUUCCUGUUCUUCCUCGUGGUGUUGUUCAACUUGGUUCAUCCAAAGUGGUUAUAGAAAAUCGUGGUGUUAUGAAUGAUGUUAGAAUGUUGAUUGGUCAACUAGGAUGGGCCCCACCGGGUUCAUUGCGAUCUGAUGAACAGCAUGUGAUGAAGCAACCUCAGGUCCACCAUAGGCAGACUUCUUCCCAAACCUCUGAAUACUAUGUCAAUCUUCGUCAAAAUCAAAUGACAAAAGAAGUGACUUUGAAUCCAAACAUUUGGCAAAAUCAACACUCUUUAAAUGCUGACUCCAUUCCCAGCCUAAAUUCACAUUCAUGUAUGAAUGGAAGCAGUUCUGAGUUUGAUGGGAAUAUGGGUAUUGUAGAAAAUGAUCUGUUCCAAGAACUUGGCUCCGUGCUGACCCAAAAUAAUGAGAACCGGAGUUCCAAUGGGCCCACCAUGCUUGAUUUCAGUUAUGAUACAAAAGAUGAGUAUGGGGUCCUGCAAAGUGGAUUGCUGGACGAUAAUCAUCAAGAUCCAUGUGUCCAUUCGUCAGGGGAUGAUUUAUUUGAUAUUCUUGGUGCUGAUUUUAAAAACAAACUACUAAAUAGAAGUUGGAAUAAUGGACAAGAAGGCCCAAACACAAAGGAUAUGGAUCAUGAUGAUGAUUCUAUUGAUUAUAAUAAUCUUGUAGACUUCGUCACCUCAACCCGUUCUACCAAACAGAGUUUGGAUGAUAACGUCUCUUGCCAUACCACAUUGACAACUAUGAGCAGCUCUUCUGGCCCUAAUGCUUCGUGUUCCUAUGGCCGGGUUGGGGUGUCUACUCAAAUGCAAGGGGAGUUGUUUGGCUGUCCUAAAUCAAAAUCAAGGGUAAUGGCUUCUUCAUUUGAUUCGUCCAGCAAGGAAAGUAAUCCUCAAACCAGUUCUAUUUACGGGUCACAAGUCAGCUCAUGGGUUGAACAGGCAUGUGCCAUGAAAAAAAAUACUACUAGUGUCUCAACCGUUGGUUCUAAGAAACCCGAUGAACUGACCAAACCAACCCGUAAGAGGCUCAAACCAGGAGAGAACCCUAGGCCUAGGCCUAAAGAUCGCCAAAUGAUUCAAGAUCGUGUGAAAGAAUUGCGAGAAAUUGUGCCAAAUGGAGCCAAGUGUAGCAUUGAUUCUCUUUUGGAACGCACUAUCAAGCACAUGCUUUUCUUACAGAGUGUAAAAAAACAUGCGGACAAACUAAAGCAGACCGGAGAGUCAAAGAUUAUUGGCAAAGAAGGAGGUAUACAUCUAAAGGAUAAUUUUGAAGGAGGGGCAACAUGGGCGUAUGAAAUUGGAUCAGAGUCUACAAUGUGUCCCAUCAUUGUUGAGGAUAUGAAUCAGCCUGGUCAGAUGCUUGUGGAGAUGCUAUGUGAACAAAGCGGUUUCUUCUUGGAAAUUGCUGAAAUUAUUCGAGGGUUAGGAUUGACCAUCUUAAAGGGGGUCAUGGAAAUGAAGAAUGACAAAAUUUGGGCACAGUUCGCUGUUGAGGCUGACAAAGACAUUACCAGGAUGGAGAUAUUUAUGUCUCUUGUAAAUCUCUUUAAGCAAACAACCAUAAGCUGUAAUGAUAAUGAAGAAUGAAGGCUCUUCUUUCCUCCAAACUGAUUCAAUUCCAGCUACCAUUACUUGCACAGUUCCAUCCACCAGCAUCUGGAAAUGUUAAGAGUGAGCCUUCGGUGGGCUUGCCAUGACUAACACCACUCUGGAUAGAUUCAUCUGGUGGUCCAAACGUUGUUUUUGUCUUCUUUGUAUCUAUAUAUUGCAAUUCUGUGUGUUAUUAUGUUUCGGGGUGUAAUACCAAACCUGACAUGUAGCAGGUUCCAGGUUUUUCUUUCCCUUGCUGGUUAGCUAGCUAGCUUGGAUUGAUGUUGAUUGCAUAAAGUAGCUUUUUUCAUUCAACUCCUUGAGGGCAGUGGUUUGUGUGAGUUGGGAGUACGAAUGGGAAACUGUUAGUUUUUUCUUUCUUUCUUCUACAUAAGCCUUCACCCAUAUAAAUAGUGAAACGCAUAUGUUCUUUGCC